This is a messenger RNA of Ichthyophthirius multifiliis, 999 nucleotides long. RefSeq lists its product as hypothetical. Gene Ontology annotation, cellular component: Ino80 complex. The transcript is spliced from 4 exons. Gene Ontology annotation, biological process: chromatin remodeling. The record is from RefSeq and is a predicted model, not a curated record. NCBI's taxonomy places the organism in Eukaryota, Ciliophora, Oligohymenophorea, Hymenostomatida.
AUGAGAAUAGAAUUUAUUUUGAAAGGAUAAAAAGUAUAUGAAGGUGAUUGUUCUGUCCAAAAAACUUAAGAUGUUUAAUUAUUACAAGAUGAUCUAUUAUUAAAUCCAGUAAAAAAUUUCAGGAAUAAAAAAUAAGUUAAAUUUUCUCAUAAAAAUUAAGACAAUAAAAAACAAUUGCAUAAUUAAAGAGGUAAAAAAAGAAGAGGUGCUGCAUUAGAUGAAGAUACAAACAUAAAAUUAUAUGCAAAAGAUAUAUAUUAGGAUAAAAGAAAAAAGUAAAAAAAAAAUGCAGAUGAUGAAUCAGGAGUAGAAUACGAUUCACAAGCGAGUGAAGAUGAAUAAAAACUCCUUGAAUUAGAGGGAGAAUUAGAAAUGGAAUUAGCAAAUAUAGGAGAUGAAGAAAUGGAUGAAUUUGAAGAUGAAGAUUAAUUAUUGGAUGAAAAUGAUUUAGAAAAGUAAAAACCGAUUGCGAAAAUAUUAAACAAUCCAAAAUUAAAAGAAGCAGAAAAUUUAAGCGAAUUAAGUCUUUCAGAAAACCCUGUUUAUUAAAAACUAACUUAAAGACAAAAGAAUAUUAUUAAAAAUACAGUUGCUAAUUAAUUUGGUGUAACUGAUUAAUAGUAGUAAUAAUAAUAAUAAUAAGAAUUAUAAUUGGAAGAUAAAAAAAAGAAAAAAGACUUAACAGAAGAAGAUUUGAUUAAAAAAUAAGAAAAAGAAGAGAAAAGAAGACUUUAAAUGUAAAAGUAAAUAGAAAAUUUGAAAAAAUAAACAGUCGAUAAAAUCCUUAAUGAAGCAGGUACUAAGUAAAAAAAACGUAAAGAAAGAGAAUAACAAGAAACUAACCAAAGAACUCAUUAUCAAUAUAGAUAAUUACAUCCUAAUGAACCUAGAAUCACUUAUAUUUCUAAUUCUAAUAAAGGAGAAUUCAUUUGUAUUAAUAAAAAUAUAUACAAUCCUUAUUUAAAUCCAGUUGUUUAAUAAUGAAGGAAAAUAAUUAUU